UCAGAUGUUGCCACCAAAGUAGGAGAAGAGGAGGAACAUGCGCUGCGGUUUAUAGCUAAUAUUGUACGUAUGAACGCGUGAAUUAAAACCAUUUAAUCAUGCCAAUGAAAGGAAGGUUUCCCAUACGGAGGACCUUGGAAUAUCUUCAGAAGGGGGAGAUUGUUUUCAAAAGUUCUGUCAAGAUUAUGACCGUGAAUUACAACACGCACGGAGAACUAAGUGAAGGAGCAAGGAAAUUCGUGUUCUUCAGUGUUCCUCAAAUCCAGUACAAAAACCAGUGGGUUCAAAUCAUGAUGUUCAAAAACAUGACACCGUCGCCUUUUCUCCGAUUCUACCUCGGUGACGGAGAUCAGGUUCUAAUGGACGUGGAAGGAAAGAACUAUAAAGAAAUAACACAAAAUGUGAGGAAGAUUCUAGGCAAAUCAGACGAAGUUCUACAUGCUGAAGCUCUGGCCAGGAUGGAGUCCUCAAACCCAGCUAACUUCGGUCCCAAAAAGUACUACUUGCGGGAGUGCAUGAGCGAAGUGGAGGGUCAGGUCCCUCACCCGGGCCUCGUUCCCCUGCCAAAAGAGAUGACGGGCAAAUACAGAGCCAAAAUGUUGGCCGGUUCUGAGGACUAAGGACAAAGAGGGGAUGUGGGGGGCAAUUGCCUUUGCUCAGAAAAAGGGCUGAAUAAAGAGAACAGGACUUGGUGGGGCUUUAUCCCUCAUGCUCCCCUUUUCUCAUCUUUUUCUCCAUGGGCUGCCUUUACAUGUGCAGUAAUCCUACUGUCUGUGAUUUCUCCUGUGUGUGUGUGUCCUUUGUUGAGAUAAUGGAGAGAUGAGUUUUUUGUUUUUUUUAAAUAAACAACUUUUCUUUGAUUUCUGCUGA
Messenger RNA from Electrophorus electricus (electric eel), 870 nucleotides. RefSeq names its product mitochondrial ribosomal protein S25 (gene mrps25). Gene Ontology annotation, cellular component: mitochondrion. Lineage: Eukaryota; Metazoa; Chordata; Actinopteri; Gymnotiformes; Gymnotidae. Gene Ontology annotation, molecular function: structural constituent of ribosome. The record is from RefSeq and is a predicted model, not a curated record.